AGGGUUAGAGAAGAAAGUAUUUUAUUUUUUGUUCCAAAUUAUUCAGAAUGAUGUUUCAUAGUUCAAAAUGCGCGCAAAGAUUUUCAGCUAAUGAUUACAGCGCCAAUUUUCGAAUGUGAUUCUCGAAUAUAAUCGAUAUUUCUGACGAUCGAUCUAUAGCAUUAAAAUAUAACGUAUAACUGUCAGUUUUCGGCGGGAAGCGCAAUAAAAAGUACUUCAUUCAGAAAUUCUCAGGUAAAGACUAUAAUCAGUAGAUUGUAAUUUUUAGACUUGUAUUUGCAUUUUCAAGUAUUGCUGCGACAAUUAUUUGAGAAAUUCAGUCCCGUAUUAAUUAAAAGUGAAUACGUAUUUGAGCACCUUGUAUAUUAUAGUGUAGAAUCACAGGUAAUAACAAUUCGUGUUAAUAUAGGUUAUACAAUCAUAUUAACUUGUAUAAUUGCUCCAGCAAAAUCACGUAUAUGGUAAUUGCAUUCUCUUCUGAAAAUGCAAAAGUUAUGACGUAUAAUAAAUCCUACGUAUGAUAACAUCUAAUUUAUUCUAACGAAGGCGGGCGUAUUUUUAUUAAAUAAAUAAAUGAUAUUUUUGCUUAUUGCGCAAUUUCGUUGAAGACGAUAAGAAAAACGCGCCAUAUUAGAUUAGUACAAAGUAUUAGCGUGUUUUUGCGUGCCCUGUUUCUGUUUCUGCAAAACUGAAAUUUCAAAAAUUAACGGUAAAGAAUAUCUUCGUCUCUGGUUUUAUCUAUUGAAUUUCACAGUCAUGAUCGCGAGGUAAGAUUCUCAAAACGAACAUAUAUUGCUCGAGCAAGAGCAUGUAAACGAAUAACGAUCACUAAGAUCGAUGAUGUCGUCUCUGUGUGGGAUCAGCUUCUCUAAAGUAUAUUUUUAUUUCAUAUUUAUAAGUUACUUUUUGUUUUUAGAAAAACUUGAGAGUCGAGUCUCAGCGGACAUCGUGCUCGAAAGAAAGAAAAGAUCUGGCAAACUGC
Heterotrigona itama is the source of this 982-nucleotide messenger RNA. The record is from the annotation of a GenBank genome assembly. Lineage: Eukaryota; Metazoa; Arthropoda; Insecta; Hymenoptera; Apidae.